Girardinichthys multiradiatus is the source of this 2710-nucleotide messenger RNA. RefSeq names its product high mobility group AT-hook 1a (gene hmga1a). NCBI's taxonomy places the organism in Eukaryota, Metazoa, Chordata, Actinopteri, Cyprinodontiformes, Goodeidae. Gene Ontology annotation, biological process: regulation of DNA-templated transcription. Gene Ontology annotation, cellular component: chromatin; nucleus. The transcript has 5 exons. The record is from RefSeq and is a predicted model, not a curated record. Gene Ontology annotation, molecular function: DNA binding; transcription coregulator activity. The coding region runs from base 533 to 829 and encodes 98 amino acids.
GAUUUGAUGCAGUGUUUUAGUAUUUUUACAACGAGCCUGUGGCUCCGGCAGGAUACAGUUGCACGCUCUCAACGUGAAGCCGUCUUUUGUUGCUUCGUCCCGGGCUAUCAGCCGAUGGGCGGCCGCCUCCUCCGCUCGGAUCCCUAGUGCCACUUUACAAAAAUCCGAGCAAGCUUUCAGCCGGUGCUCCUAGCUUGCAAAUGCAAACGAGCACACAGCAGCCAUUGUGUGUGUUGGUGGAUCUCUCCGCGUCCCCGGCGUGCAGACCUGCUGUGUGCACAGGCCUGAUCGAGGGGGAACAGCAGCUAUAGCAUAGAACAAAAUGGGGCCUCUAAGUAUGGUUUUGUAUAAAGGUGUCCAGUAGUCAUUUGCAGGUGGUGUCCCUGUAGUAUCGUGCUGUAGACCUCUUGUGUAGCAGGGCGCCGAUGAGACAAAAAUAGAGCUGGAAAUAAGCGCGGAUUAAUUGAGUUAAACGGUGCGCGGUUAGGUCGGUCAUUUGGGUUUGUUGUUGCGGUCGAAAAGCUAAGCAAACAUGAGCGACAAGGGUACAGUCUCAUCAAAAGACAAGGAGGCGACAGAGAAGAGAGGGCGUGGAAGACCCCGCAAGCAGCCCCAGGUUAAAUCCUCAGACGAGGCAAGUGGGUCCCCAACUCCAAAGAGGCCCAGAGGGCGACCAAAGGGCAGCAAAAACAAGUCGACUGGCAAGGGCAAAAAAGCAGCUGGAGCCCCAUCUGCAGGAGGAAAACGCAGGGGAAGACCCAAGAAGGAGGAGAAGGAGGAAAAGGCAUCCCAAGAAUCGUCUGAGGAAGAGGAGGAAGAGGACCAGUAAUUCAACACACGCUACCUCACUCAACAUACUGACUUACUGUUAUCCAGAAACUGGGCUGUAUCAACACCAGUGCCACCACAUGACCACUGUUCACGACAAAGCCCCCUCCCUUUGCCAAAGGACGGGGUUAACACAGUACAUAUAUCAUGCAGCAGCACUGGAUUUAAACAAAAUGGACUUGAUCAAGCAUAGAUCUAAGUAUUACAUGACAGGUAACAGCCCUUCUUCUACACGUCAUGUUAUCACAAGUCUUUUAUACUGGACAAGGUGUGCUCUGAGGAGCCUGGGUGUUUUUGGUCUCCCCUAAGGACAGUUAGGACAUUUUUCCUCUGCUUAGUGUCAUUUCUUGCAUCUGCAAUAGAACACAUAGACCUUCUUGUUUUGUACUGGACAGAGGUAAAUUUUACCCAUUUGCUGUUAGUUUUUUCCUACAUGUGAGUGAAGUGGUUAACCUACCCUUUGCAUUGUAUUCUAGAUGGAGAUGAGCUUCAGCGUUUAGGAAGAGCAUGGGUUACUAAUGAUAGGUGUCCGUUUCAUGUCGAGGUCAUUUUUAUUUAAAAAAAAUCUCUGGACGGAUUUGAGCAUCUUGGACCUGGAUGCUUUUCCUGUAGAGCAGUAUAGAUUUUAGAGACGCUUAUCAAAACAUUCUCAGUCCUUUUUGCAUGUAGUGGGGAGAUGUAAAGUAAGUUUUGGUGUUUUUCAUCAGAAUACUCUGAUCAGACUUGCAGUUUGCGUUCCUCUGGGUUACAUACCAUUUAAAAGAAAUCAUGAGUGUGCUGCUUUUUGUGUUUUUAUAACUCGAUUCUUUUUGGUAUAUAUUUAGGCAGUUUUAGGCUGAAAAGUAAUGUCGUUUCUUCAGGGAGCUUUUACAAAUGUGGUUAGACUUUAUUUUGUCCUUCCCUUUCCCUCAAGCGCUCACUCAGUCACUGCAAUUGGUCAAACAAGGAGUAUGAUUGUAAUAGUGGAUAGUUGGUGGCACUACUAUCCAACAGGGCUGUACAUUUUUUAUUUCUCAUUCCAUUUAGCCACCAGUGCUUAACCUAGCUUCUUCCUCACUUGGUAAAUGUAACAAACUUAUUUUCUGAAGGUGUGUGUUGUAUGCUGUCUACUACAAAUAUUGUUUUUUUCCAUUGUCAGGGAACUGUAUCCAUAGUACACAUAACUGGGUUUUUUUUGUUGGUUUUUUUUGGUUCCGUUUUUCCCGCACACACCUAAGCUGCUACAACCUCAGUUACAAAACCCCGGAAAACUGCAAACAGGCAAGACGAAGCCUGGGUUCUCAUACCUCAAUUUAACAGCUUAUUUCACCUACCGAUUGCAUUUAACUGGUUUUCUUUUUUAUGUAACUUCUGACAAAAGUUAUUUUGGGUUGUUUUGUUUUUUUGUUCAUCAAGUUGACUAGGUAUAAAGUGUAGUUGUGCGCCAGACUUUGCAGACAGUUUUUUAAAUGUCUGAAGCAAGUCAGGGAGACCUGUCAGCUCAACGAUUGUGUUCGCUGACUGUGGUAGACUAGCAGGUGGUUUUUUUUGUUUUUUUUUUUCUGCACUGAAAUGUUGGAUUUUUAUGGACAAAUGAGUUUGUGUAGACUAGGCCCUCUUCAAUGUUCAGUCGGGCACAGUGUGUUCUGCAUUAAUGCACAGAGCGACUCUUACCAUAUUCAUUCAAGUCGUACAGUCUCCAUGUCUUCUAUUUGUCCCCUUCCAAUUACACAACUGUAUCUAGUCAUUUCUCAUCAUGCAUUUGUUGAUUUAUAUACUGUAAACUCAAUAGGAUGGGAUCAUUCUUUUUAAUGUACACCUAUAUAAAUGUACAAUGUCUAUAUUUCUAUGGUGCCCUACAAUUUGUAUCAGAAAUGGUCAAUAAAGAGAACUUUCUUUGUCA